UACAUACAUGCUCACUCACCAUCACCAGCCUCUCUCUCUCUCUCUCUGGACUGGGUAAAAUUUGAAGUGAGAGAAACAAAAAAAGAAAAAAAAAUCACCAGAUUCGGCACAGAUAGAAUAGAGCAUUUGCUUUUCUUGUAUCCUAAUGGAAAAAAAACCCAUUCUUACUUCUUGUUAUCCAACAGCUCAUUUCCAAAAACUUCUUAUGCUUCUUGUCAUCUUUAUAGUUUCUUCUUCUUCUUCUUCUUCUUCUUCUUCUUCCAACCUCUCAUUCGACUUCUAUGCAGCUUCAUGCCCACCUGCCGAACUCAUUGUUAGAAACACUGUCAGAUCAGCUUCUUCUGACGAUCCUUCACUUCCCGGAAAGCUCCUUCGCUUGCUCUUCCAUGACUGCUUUGUUGAGGGUUGUGAUGCAUCUGUGCUUUUAGAAGGAAAUAAAACAGAGAGAACCGAUCCAGCAAACACAUCUCUCGGAGGAUUCUCAGUAAUAAACUCAGCAAAAAGAGUGCUUGAAAUAUUUUGCCCAGAAACAGUUUCUUGUGCUGAUAUUGUUGCUUUGGCUGCUCGAGAUGCUGUAGAAAUUACUGGCGGACCGGCGAUUCAGAUUCCAACAGGGAGGAGAGAUGGGAGGGUUUCAGCAGCUUCAAAUGUGAGGCCAAACAUAGUAGACACAAGUUUUUCACUGGAUGAGAUGAUUAAGCUCUUCUCCUCCAAAGGGUUGUCUUUGGAUGACCUCGUUACCCUUUCAGGAGCUCACACCAUAGGAUCAGCACACUGCAGUGCAUUCAGUGACCGAUUCCAAGUCGAUCCAAAGGGCAAUCUCACACUCAUCGACUCAUCUCUAGACAAAAAUUAUGCAUUGGAACUAACCAAACAGUGUCCAGCAGGAGCAAGCGCAUCCAUUACUGUCAACAAUGACCCUGGAACUCCCCUCCUAUUCGACAACCAAUACUACAAGGAACUCCUAGCCCACAAGGGGCUUUUCCAAUCAGACUCAGUUCUGCUUAAUGACAAAAGAACGAUGAAUAGAGUUGUCGAGUUUGCAAAUAAGCAGGCUAGUUUUUUUGAUAGUUGGGGCGGGGCAUUCUUGAAGCUUACUAGCGUUGGCGUGAAGACAGGUGAUGAAGGGGAGGUCAGACAGUUGUGUUCUAUGACUAAUAGCAAUGGGUGAAGAAAUGGGGAAGAAAACUGCAAAAGAGAACUGCUUGGAUGGCUGGAAAAUCUUGUAGAAAGUCAACAUAAGUAUUGUCAUUGGGCACAUAUAUAUAUUCUAAUUUUCAUUUCCACUUGUAUUUAGAUCUUGAAUUUGUGAAGGAAUUAAGGAAAAAAAAAAAGAAAAGUAUUAUGCUUAGUCAAUUUUCUAGGGGAAGUCUUAGUGCACGACAUUUUUAUUACUAUAGAGUUUGGAGAAAA
This is a messenger RNA of Camellia sinensis, 1413 nucleotides long. NCBI's taxonomy places the organism in Eukaryota, Viridiplantae, Streptophyta, Magnoliopsida, Ericales, Theaceae. The record is from RefSeq and is a predicted model, not a curated record.